AUAAAUAAAACACCUUUAAAUGAAUUCUGAUGCGGUCUUGUUUUGUCGUGCAGAGAUAUUUGAGAAAUUUAAAAACAGUGAAGGAAACUUCAAGACAUCCUUAAUUAAUGAUGCAUUGGGUAUGCUGAGUUUGUAUGAGGCAACACAUCUUAGCAUAGGAGGUGAAGGUAUAUUAGAUGAAGCCUUAGCUUUUACUACAACGAACCUUCAAUCAGUAUUGCCUCAAUUGAACACUCAUCUAGCGGCACAAGUAAGGCGUGCCCUCAAUCAUCCCAUCAGGAAAUAUCUACCAAGGUUAGAGGCAAGGAACUAUAUUGAUACCUAUACAACCGAGGAAUCAUAUAAUACCACAUUACUAAAGUUUGCAAAGUUGGAUUUCAACAUGUUACAAGAACUGCAUCAAAAAGAGCUAAAUGUUGUCACAAAGUCGUGGAAAAAUUUAGAUGUGGCAACAAAACUACCUUAUGCUAGAGACAGAGUGGUCGAGUGCUACUUUUGGAUGGUUGGAGUUUACUUUGAACCUCAAUAUUCUUUUGCAAGAACAAUGAUGACAAAAAUAUUAGCCAUUACAUCAUUGUUAGAUGAUACUUAUGAUAAUUAUGCUACGGGUGAAGAACUAGAGAUCUUAAUAGAAGCUAUAGAAAGGUGGGACAUUAAGGCCAAAGAUGCACUUCCAGAGUACAUGAAAAUAAUUUACAGUACAUUAUUAGAUAUCUAUAACGAAUAUGAAGAGAAUAUUGCAAAAGAAGAAAAGUCAUUAUUAUAUUCUGCGUAUUAUGCAAAAGAAGCUAUGAAGAGAGUAGUGCGAGCCUAUUUGGCAGAAGCCAGGUGGUGUGAUAACUACUACACUUCUACAAUGGAAGAAUAUAUGCAAUAUGCACUUGUAACUACUUGUUCCCCGAUGUUGGCAAUUACUUCUGUUGAAGAAAACAGAAAUGUAGAGUAGCCUUUUUGGUCUCAGAGGCUGCACAAACCAAGUUGCUUGUGCAGACCUCUCAUCACUGACCAAGGAAAAAGGGGAGCAUCCUUUCCUGCAAAGCAGGAAAGGUCACUUCUACAUUUUUCUCAAUUCAGAAUUAUCCGUUAGAAAGAAACUCAGGAUCAUAGCAUGUAUAUAUUACCAUCACCAUUUGUA
Ricinus communis (castor bean) is the source of this 1135-nucleotide messenger RNA. Its product is annotated as alpha-copaene synthase-like. Lineage: Eukaryota; Viridiplantae; Streptophyta; Magnoliopsida; Malpighiales; Euphorbiaceae. The transcript has 5 exons. The record is from RefSeq and is a predicted model, not a curated record. Gene Ontology annotation, molecular function: magnesium ion binding; terpene synthase activity. Bases 20 to 946 code for a protein of 308 amino acids.